Scophthalmus maximus (turbot) is the source of this 2882-nucleotide messenger RNA. Its product is annotated as myc-associated zinc finger protein. The record is from RefSeq and is a predicted model, not a curated record. Gene Ontology annotation, molecular function: DNA-binding transcription factor activity; RNA polymerase II cis-regulatory region sequence-specific DNA binding. Lineage: Eukaryota; Metazoa; Chordata; Actinopteri; Pleuronectiformes; Scophthalmidae. The coding region runs from base 192 to 1931 and encodes 579 amino acids. Gene Ontology annotation, biological process: regulation of transcription by RNA polymerase II. The transcript is spliced from 9 exons.
CACCUGCCUGGUGCCGAAUCCUCUGUGACCCUCAUCGGAUCAAUACCCGUCGAUGUCACAACUCUUCCUCCCGUCGUCUUCCUCCGACACGUCAGUCAACAUGAAACUCGCGGCUUGUUGGACGGGCUCUGGUGCGGCGCGCGGCGCGGACACAUCCGGCUGCUGCACUUGCGCGCGUCGUCACCUUUAAGAUGCUUCUAUCCGAACCGGCCUCCAUCUUAACGAGGGACCGAGCUCCGCGCGUCCGGAGCCCGCAGGCGACACGUCGUCCACAGGCCCCGACGGAGCUCCUCCUCACCGCCGAGCGGAGCGGAGCCAACGACCGAGCUCCGUCUUCACAGGCCGACGGAGGCUCGAGCUGCAGCGCGGCGGUUCGAGCGUCUUGUUCCCGGGCUCCGUCGCCCUUCUCCCGCCCCCCGCCCCUCCGGGCCCCGGGUCGCUCCUCCAGCAUGGACACGUCCUGGAGCAACUUCCUCUUUCAGACGCCGGCGGCGCCGACGCGAUCUGACACUCCUCUGCAGUCGGAGCUCCUCCCCGAGCUCAGCGACUCGUCUCAGACUCCGUCCACGGACCACGUGGUCCCGCCGCCGUCCACCGUCGACACCGCCGCCCUGAGCGAGGAGCCGCUACCUGGUGAGGGGGCGAGGGGGGCGGGGCUAACAGACUGGCUGGACUUACUCCUCAGUACAGUUCAAGUAGAAACAGUGAAGCCCGUGGUGAAGGCGGCUCGUCCUCCUCACGUGUGCGUCACCUGCAACAAGGAGUUCAAGAACAGCUACAACCUGCGGCGGCACCAGUCGGUCCACACGGGCAUCAGGAUGAAGGACCGGGCGGCCCGCGAGCGGGAGGACGGGGGGAGGGGGGGAGGGAGGGGGGAGAAGCAGGCGGUGCCGCUCUCCCUCCUCCAGCUCACCCUGCCCCCGCAGGCUCCUCCCCCUCCCGCCGUCGCCCCGGACACCAUCCCCCAGCCCGGUCUCCACGCCAACCAGGAGAGCCGGCCCAUCUCUGUGUCCAUCGCCCCGGCAACCGUAACCAUGGCUGCACCGCAGCAGCCCAUCCAGGCAGCUGUUGUCAUCGUGGGCUCCAUGGAGCAGAGUCGGAGCCCCGGCGCCCACAGCAGCAGCAGCAGCAGCAGCAGCCAGGUGAGGAAGAACCACGCCUGCGAGGCGUGUGGGAAGGCGUUCAGAGACGUGUACCACCUCAACCGCCACCGGCUGUCGCACUCGGACGAGAAGCCGUACUCGUGCCCCGUGUGCCAGCAGCGCUUCAAGAGGAAGGACCGCAUGAGUUACCACGUGCGCUCGCACCAGGGCGGCGUGGAGAAACCGUACGUGUGUCCGCACUGCGCCAAGGCCUUCUCCAGGCCGGACCACCUGAACAGUCACGUCCGACAGGUUCACUCCACUGAACGACCCUUCAAGUGCACGACGUGCACGUCGGCGUUCGCCACGCGUGAUCGACUCCGGGCUCAUCUGAUCCGUCACGAGGAGAAGGUCCCGUGUCACAUCUGUGGGAAACUGCUGUCGGCCGCUUACAUCACCGACCACAUGAGGGUCCACAACCAAUCACAGCACCACGCCUGUCACCUGUGCAACCGCAGCUUCACCACCCUCACGUACCUGCGUGUCCACGCUCAGAAGCACCACGGUCAGGAGUGGAAGGAGAGCGGCGGGGCGCGCGGCGGCUUUGGCGGGACGGGGGCGGGUGGCGUGCUGCUCUGCCAGCUGUGCGGCGUUCAGUGCAAGACAGCCACGCAGCUGCAGGGUCACAUGGGCACGCACGCCAACCAGGGCAACGGCGGCGGCGCGGACCCGACAAGCUCGGGCACCGUGGGCAGCACCAGCGUGGCCGUCACCGUGUCCAGCGCCGCCAGCGCAGUGGGACUGCUGGUUACUGACUGCUCCAGUAUCGUCCCCCAGACUCACAGCUAGCACAGAGGGGGGAGGGGCAGGGGAGGGGGGAGGGGUCAACGAGGACACACGGAGGUCAGGACAGGAAAGGCGGAGCCAAACCAGCCAGACACCAGGGGGCGGGGCUUAUGACCUGCACUGCAGCCAGACACCAGGGGGCGAUCAGGAGGAUUUGACUUCAUGUCGGCCAUCUUGAUUUACAGUCUCUGUGUGUUAAUAAUUAAAUCUAAUAAAAGCGUCAGAUUAAAUAAAUUCAAACAUCACACGAUGGUAAAGUCUGACUGUAGUUUUCUCGUUGCAGAUUGUUCAGACGCAGGAAGUUUCUUCCUCGGCACUUCGUGUUUCAGCUCCGUCGACACAAACUUUACUGAACUUAACAAACUCAACACGUCGACACUGAACAAGACGAAAACCUUUUGAAUCACAAGGAAGGAAAGUUCACGUGAAUUUUUAUUCUCUCUGCUCAUCGUUUGGUUCUGACCCGACCUGCACAGCCCGACAUGGUUUUGUAAAAAGUUGUUUGGAGCUUUUUUUCUUUUUUUUUUACAUCUUUUAUAUUCCGUGACAUCAGUGUUUGGUUCUGACCUCAACGACGCCACUCAUCUCACUUUCUCCCAUCAUUUAUUAAAAACCUCCAGUUUGCCUUCGUCGGAUCAGAGCGGCGGCGUCUUCGCGUUUCUGCAGCGUCGUCUUGUACAUAAAUACUUUUCUAGAGCCGACGGAGGCGAACGUAACUCGUCGUCUGUGUCGUUAUUAAUUCCCCAUGAACUCUGAAUGUGAAUAACUUUUAUCUGCUUCAUAUAAUCUUUGUUCUGACACUGGAUGCUGAUUUGUGCUUCUUGAACUUGCAGUGUGAUUUAUCCGUAGCUCCCUUGGUGACACAUUUUUUUCGUGGCUGUGCAUAUUGAUUGUACUUGAAGCGUAGAGCCUCGUUACUGUACGUUACUACUGUAUUAAAGGCAGUGAAAUGCA